GUUGUGCCCGGACGGUAUAUAAACGGCCGGCCCAUGGCACGGGCCACGACCUCUGGUCUCCGGCGGCGGCCGCCCCACAGCGCACCAUGCCGCGCUUCGGACGCCUGAGCCUGGCCGGCCCACCGGUCCUCCUGCGCGCGGUCAUCGGUGGGCUUGUGCUCCUAGUAGUGUCAGAAUCAGUCACUUCCAUGCCCACGAAAUCGACGCCGGAGUGGAGGAGGAUAUCAGACGAAGCUUACUUCUCUGAUCUUCUCUAUCCUUGCAGUGAUGACCUGCCUCAGGUGCAACCCGCAGGUCCACCCACCGAUACGUUUGCCAUUGAAUACGUGAAAAUACUUGGCGAGCGAACGACGGCGUGCCUAGGGCACGCCAGCAAGCUUCUGGCCGUGAAUCUGCCGGAAAGUUGCUCCACGCUGCAAGAUGUCAUGGAAGCGCCCGACCAGGUGACCCUACAGAGCCUGAGCCAGGCGCAAGCGUUGAGCAGCCUGUACGGCUUCCUGGUGAGCCACGCGGCGUACGCCUUCUUCGUGAGCGAGCAGGCCGAGAAGUACGCGAACAGUUCGUGCGCCAGUCCCAACGAGCACACACUGGCCGAGAACAGCCGCACGCUGGCAGCCCAGCUGCGCGACUUGCUGUGCACCAUCAAGCUGACGGCGAGCGUCCACGGCGGCAACGUCGAGUUCAGCGCCUCCGAGGAGCGCGUGGCGUCGCUGCGUGUCUGCGACGAGAGCACGUGCAGCAGGAGGCUGCUCAGGGACUGCCAGGUGGUGGCCAGUGUGGCAAACGUGCUGCGCACCCUGCAGCGCUACCUCAUGGGCUUACAAACGGACGAGGCGAGCUGAUAGCGGCGCUGUACAGCAUCCCCACCUAGUUCCUCUACUCAAGUUCCAAGCGCCAAAGACGGUCGCACAGGUCUAACGCCUGUGAUACGUGGACCUGCUCGCAUCGGCACCGCUUCAGUGCCGGUUGGGUUGCAGGCCCAGUGGAUCCGGGUGCCCAUCUUGACACCGGUGCCUUCGCGUCCGUGGCUGUGUUAGCGUGUGUGCGACCUUUCGGAAGGACACUUUGUGUGUGUGUGUGUGUGCGGAUGAGGGCGGCCCGAGUGCGCCCUUUGGGGCUGUGUGUGCUCACUCCUCACUAUUUAUUAUUUCAGUGCUCAUGACUACCAUCGUCGACUUCCAUCGGAUCGCUUUUUGUUUUAUCUCGUCAUUCCACUAUUUAUUUAUUUAAGCCUAUUUAUUACACCUAAAAGUCGAUAUUUAGGACAAAAGUUGCUCCCACCAAGACGAGCGCCUGUGUGAUCUGUUUGUUUCAUGCUCUCCCGUAUACUGUACGGCAAGGGAUCGGUUACAUGACUCGAUGGUUUCGUUUUCAAAGUUGCGUUGCUGGGCGUUAAUUUGCUGAAGCGAAGGCUUGGUGUCCCAGGCGAAGGUGCUGCCCCGCGGUGUGGCACAUGCUUCAGUUUUGUGUUUUCUCAAGUGACGGAGCCGCCGAGGCGUACGAUGCGAAAUAACUUUCAACCGAAAAAAAGCUCCGUCGUAAAAAAAUGAAUUCGUUCCUUGGCUCUCCUCACCACUGGUGAACCAAAUGAGUUAAGGCUUCUACGGGCGUGGUGCUUCAAUGUAGCGCACGAUGCCCCAUAGGUAUACGUGUGAGGCUGCAGGUUCUGAGGACUUGCAUUGUUCGUGGACAUGGCAGCGCGCAGUUGUGGGGCGGCCUCACGGUGACUCAGCAGGAUCGGGUGAUUCCACGAGAGAUCAGUCGUGCUUGUCCGCUCGAUAUUUUUGUUUUGUCUGUUUUUUUACCUGUCAUGCAGGAAUAUUCAAAUUGCACGGAGCCGAAAAUUUUAUUCCCUAAAUGCGUUCCCAGCAAAAAAAAAAAAGGAAAUAUUCGAAGGUACCGGCGCGAGCGUCCUCCUAUUGCUUAUCACAAUAUCUUCCGAUUUCACGGCCCAAAUAAAUGCAAACUAAUAACAUUGAUUCAAAAACACUUCUGCUCAGUUUAAUAAGCGUCAUAGUAAAUUGGUUUCAUGCUUUUUUUUAAGCAGUCCACAAGUGAAACAAAUGCAAAAAAACUCCACACAUGGCCCAAAUCUGAAAAAUUUCGUAAACCUGAUGCGUCUUGGCGCGUUUUCUAUUUCACGCAGAAAUUUGAAAAAGAAGCGUGACGCAUAGAACAUUUUUUUGCAACAUUUAUGCAAUAUAUUAUCUUCCUACAUGAAACGUAAUACAAGAAAAAAAUAGUUAAGCAAGUGUUUCCUCAUUUGCUUUAUUCACAAAAUAUGAAGCGCCAAAGUGGCCCACGUUGAGCGUGCUGGCUUUAGUGCCGCGAUGACUCGUUCCGGUUUGUUAACAUUUACUCUCUUUCAGAAAAAGAAAAGGCAACGCUUGUUACAAAUGAAGGAAGGUUUAUUUGGGUUAUUCCGGCAAGCACCUGCAACCUGUUUUCUGCUUUGCCUUCUGGGGCGCAAGAGCGAAAAAACUCGACACUACUUGUGGUGCUCAAAGAAAUUUAUUGCGUGUCCUUUGCAGUUAGUAAUUCGUCAUCACCAUGCAUCAGCCUAUUUUAUGUCCGCUGCAGGACGAAGGCCUCUCCCUGCGAUCUCCAAUUACCCCUGUCCUGCGCCAACCGAUUCCAACUAGCGAUUGCGAAUUUCUUAAUUUCGUCACUACACCUAGCCUUCUGCUGUGCUCGCCUGCACUUGCCUUCUCUUGGCACCCAUGCUGUAACCCUAAUGGUCCACCGGUUAUAUAACCUACGCUUUACAUGACCUGCCCAGCUCCAUUAAUUUCUCUUAAUGUCAAUUACAAUAUCGGUUCUCUC
Molecule: messenger RNA, 2823 nt
Organism: Dermacentor albipictus
Lineage: Eukaryota; Metazoa; Arthropoda; Arachnida; Ixodida; Ixodidae
Source: RefSeq, a predicted model, not a curated record